AUGGCUCCAUUCUUGAACGACAGUGAAGUGACUACCACUGGCCCUGGGAAUGAAGGGAAUGAGCGUCUCUGCCAAAUCGUCACUCCUGUAGGAAACUUCGGCAAUGGAUUUGUUGACUCUCAAGUGGAGGCGGCUUUGGAAAGCACAACAGAGCUAUCCACACCGACAGCAAUCAUCCUUGAUUCCGGUUCCACAGAUUCCGGGCCUUCGAGAUUGGCUCUUGGUUACUUGGCCUGCCCGAGAUCAUGUUAUGAGCGGGACAUGAACAGACUCGUUAACUUCGGCGUCAAGUACAAGGUUCCUCUGCUGAUAUCCUCGGUUGGGGGUGACGGAAGUGAUGAGCACGUAGAUGAGUUCCUGGCCAUUAUCAGAGAGCUGGCCCAGCUUCCAGAGAACAGCUCAUGGAACCUCAAGGUGAUUGCUAUCUAUGCCGGGGUGACCCCAACCAGAGUGACGGAAAGGCUACAGUCCGGCAAGAUCAUUGGCUGUGGCAAGACUGUCCCUGAGCUUACCCAGAAGGAGAUCGAUCAAGUGCCUAGAAUCGUGGCACAAAUGGGCCCUGAGCCAUUCUUACAGGCAAUGCUUGAUAAUCCAGAUUUUAACAUCAUCAUUGGUGGCAGAAGCUAUGACCCGUCUCCAUAUAUUGCAUAUGCCGCUUACAAUGCUCUUCAAAAGAAGCCGGGUGAUAUGUACAGCCUCGGAAAGGAUGUCAUGGGUUCCUUUACUCAUAUGGGCAAAAUCAUGGAAUGUGGGGGGCACUGCGCGACUCCCAAGAGCAACGGCGCAAUUGCACACGUAUACAAAAAUGCCACCUUUGAUCUCACACCUAUGGAUCCUCUUGCAAAAUGCAUUCCACGCAGCGUUGCAGCUCAUUCGCUGUAUGAGAAGCCUCGCCCUGAUAUUCUCCAUGGUCCUGGUGGUUAUAUGAAUCUCUCCAACUGUACAUUUGAGCAGCUUGAGGACGGACGAACAGUGCGUGUAAGUGGGGCAGUAUUUGAAGCAUCCCGUGCCAAUGGCGAAAAGUACACCGUCAAGCUCGAAGCCGCGCGGGUAAUGGGCUUUCGGACGCUUUUUAUGGGCUCAUUCUCUGAUCCAAUCUUGAUCAGCCAGCUCGAUAACAUGCUCGACCGGAUCAGAGCGUAUGUAAAGAUGCAGCACAAGGACGUGACAGAGACCUGGGACCUGGGAUUCCAUAUUUACGGCUUGAACGGAGAAGCAGUCAAGGCUUCACCAACGUUUGUCGAUCGCCCAUACGCUGUGACCCAGCGUGUGUUCGUUGUCGGUGAAGCCAUAGCAGAGACCCAGAAGCUUGCCACCAGCAUUGCAAAUGUUGCGAGAGUCGGCUGCGUUCAUGCUCCUUACAAAGGACAGAAGGCUACAUCUGGAAACUUCGGCUUUGGUAUUGGGGGCAAGCUUGAGCUUGAAGUCGCAGAAUGUGCCGAGUUCUGUAUCUACCAUCUCAUGUCUCUGGAAGAUGGCGAAGAAGAUGGAGUGUCAGCCUCAUGUCACGCUGAUGGCAUCGCCAACACUGUUGAUGGCAAAGGCCUCUUCCACUGGACUGUCGCCAACAUUGGUCAGGCUGAACCCCUGAAAGUAGCAGAAGCCAUCGGAUCCACUGGCACCUCUCACACAAACGGUGACGCCACAACAACGAAGACCAAAGCGACUUCAAUCCUUCCUCCAACUCAGGCCUUCAAAAUCCCAGAGAAUCCACGAUUCCUAGCGGACAUCGCGUCAGUGCUGCGGUCGAAGAACGCCGGACCCUACGAAAUCACUGUCGACAUUCUGUUCGACUUGGCCGAAGUCUACGAGCUAGUUAAGUCCUCAGGCGUGCUGACCGCCGAAAAGAUCGCCGAGCAGUACAAGCUGGUCCCGGGUGAAAUGGUCUGGUCCGGCUUCUUCGACUUGGCGCAGGCCUUCAAGGCCACUUUCCCACGCAAGCGGGACGGCAAGCUGCGUGUCUCGGGCGGAUACCUGGAGAACGAUGUCCAUGGCUCCCAGCAGUACUUGCAGCUUAUGGAGUUGAAGCUCAGUGAUGAUUUGCGCGAGAAACUUGUGGCUAUUCAGCGCCGCGAGGCCGAUAAAUUGGCCUCGCUACAGCAACAGCUAUCAACGCCACCAGCUGUGGAAGUAACUGUGUCAGCGUGA
Messenger RNA from Exophiala aquamarina CBS 119918, 2148 nucleotides. RefSeq lists its product as uncharacterized. The record is from RefSeq and is a predicted model, not a curated record. The coding region runs from base 1 to 2148 and encodes 715 amino acids. The transcript is spliced from 2 exons. NCBI's taxonomy places the organism in Eukaryota, Fungi, Ascomycota, Eurotiomycetes, Chaetothyriales, Herpotrichiellaceae.